Messenger RNA from Cheilinus undulatus (humphead wrasse), 708 nucleotides. It is a transcript of the gene tnni1c, whose product is annotated as troponin I, skeletal, slow c. The record is from RefSeq and is a predicted model, not a curated record. Gene Ontology annotation, biological process: muscle contraction. The transcript has 8 exons. Gene Ontology annotation, cellular component: troponin complex. NCBI's taxonomy places the organism in Eukaryota, Metazoa, Chordata, Actinopteri, Labriformes, Labridae. The coding region runs from base 121 to 708 and encodes 195 amino acids.
CUCAAAUAUCACCAAUUUCUUACUCUUAACCAAGACGUGAUCGGAAAACCAGUGUAAGGUGUGAUUUUCUGUUUUUCAGUGGAUUAUUUUUCCUCCUUUUACCUUUUUAAAGGCUCAACAAUGUCUGACGACGAUUACAGACCCCCACCCAUGGCCUCCAAGCCAGAAGCAAAGCCAAAAUGCAAGAUUUCAGCCUCUCGCAAGCUGUCAUUGAAGAUCCUUCUGCUGGCUCGUGCAACAGAGGAGCUGGAAGCAGAGAAGGUUGCACGAGAGGAAGAGAAGGUUCGCUACCUGGGAGAAAAGCUUCCACCACUGCAACUCACUGGCUUAGACAUGGGGGAACUGCAGCAAGUCUGUAAGGAGUUACAUUCACAGAUUGAUGUGGUGGAUGAGGAGCGCUACGACUUUGAGGCUAAAGUCAUCAAAAACUACAGGGAUAUCAAUGAACUGAACCUGAAAGUACAGGACCUCGGAGGAAAGUUCAAGAAGCCAGCUUUGAGGAAGGUGAGAGUGUCGGCAGACGAGAUGAUGAGAGCUCUCUUUGGCUCCAAAAACAAGGAGUCUGUGGACCUGAGAGCGAACCUGAAGUCUGUAAAGAAAGAGGACAUCAAACAAGAGAAGGAGCUGAACAUGGAGGUUGGAGACUGGCGUAAGAACGUGGAGGCCAUGUCUGACAUGAAGGGCAGGAAGAAGAUGUUUGAUGCAUGA